Molecule: messenger RNA, 5334 nt
Organism: Knipowitschia caucasica
Lineage: Eukaryota; Metazoa; Chordata; Actinopteri; Gobiiformes; Gobiidae
Source: the annotation of a GenBank genome assembly
AUGGCGGAGAAUAAUGUCGACCCGGAGUCCGGAUGGAUCGAGCGGGCCUUCGACUCGACGGAGGACACUUUGGUGGCCAUGGAAAACCUGCUGGCCACUCUACGAGCCUUUGAGGACGUGCUCAGGCAGCAGGACGUCUCCAUAGCCUCGUCCGCGGAGUAUUGUGACAACUUCUGUCAGGCACUGAUGCACUACGCUGGCAGCAGAAACUCCAUGGACCAUGGACUGCCUCUUCUGGAGGUGUACUGUCUCUCCAUCAACUGCUUUGCCUCAGCCAGGUCUUAUCUCACUGCAGAGUCUGAGAAAGUGGGCCUUAUCUUGAAAAGAUUGGCAUUGAGCUGCUUUGAACUGUUUCUGUCAGUCCCUGAACACGAGAUCCCAUAUGAAGCGUGGCUUCAGUUCCACCAGUCCGUUCAGCUUGCUCACAGUAUGCUGUUGGACUAUGGCAGCACAGAUCUACUGGCUCUGGUGCAGCUCACAGGAGAAGGAGGGGCCUGGAGUAACCCUGUCCUUACAUCACUGCUCACAGGACAGCCCACCAGCCCCGACGAAGUGGAAGCAUACAUUUGCUUGGAAGGGGAAGACUUUAUGGAAAUGCGAGUCAAACACUUGGAGAAGAUGGGUGAAGUGGCAAAAGCGGUGGUUCUUGCCAAAGCAUGUGCCGAAUGCAACUUUAUUUCAAACAAAUGUACUUUUCGUCAAACAUAUGUGUCGCUACUAUGCCACCUUCUGCCCAGCGAGGAAGCUUUAUCAGAGAUCUCCAGGCUCGAUUGCAAGGACGUAAUGGAGAUAACGUGUAACAUGGAGACGGACGGAGAUGAGAACACAGCAUUCAUAUUGUGUACAACUUUUCUCACACAGCAGCUACAGCAGCAGAGUCUCUACUGCUCCUGGGAGUUGAUUCUCAUGUGGAGUAAGCUUCAAAGAAAGCUUGAUCCUGCAUUGCUCUCAUUUCUGGAAAGAUGCCUUCAACUCGGUGCCAUUGCCAAAACAGUACAUCAUUUACUAUACCUGGUCAGAGUUAUUCAAACAGAGGUGGAGGAUCUGGGUGUAGCACCAUCCGUUGAACUGUGUGUGAAAGCGCUCCAAUUGCCAAAGCAGGACGAUUCCGACAUGCAGAUCUCAGUCUGUAAAACGGUGUCCUGCCUUCUCUCAGAGGACUUGGAAGUUUGUAAGAGGUCCAUCACUGACGCCCAACUCGCCCACCAUUCUAAAAGACACUCUCAAGAGCAUUUGCAUCCUUGUCCCAUCUGCCUGGAGAGGUUCAGGAGCAGAACGCAGCUGAUCCCACAUUUGAGCGACCACGUCAACGCGCCUAUGGUUUCUUUGAAUGAACCCAGUUUGAAAGCACAGAAAGGGGACGAGGAGGAGAGGCAGAGUGAGGAAGAAGAGGAGACCGAGCCUGGGGAGAUCCCUGUGGACCCCUCUUUAAUGAUGUACUACAAAUCUACACACGACCCCGACGUGUUGGAGCACAUAGUACAACAAGUGAACAACCCAAAGAAGCCUGCGGACAGCGACGAACACGUAACGUUUGAUUACAUUUUCAGACACUACACGCUGCAAAACCGAGACGAGUACCCAUGCCCCGGAACUAAGUGCCCGAAGGUUUUUAAACACGCAAAGUACCUGAAUGUCCACCUGAAAUCCGAACACAGGGGCGACGAGAAUGUCAAGUAUUUCCAGAAGAUGAAAGAUAAGCGAGAAAAGUGUGUCUUCUGCAGGAAACAUUUGAUGUCCUCCUACUACGAUCGCAGACACAGCAAAACUCACACCGGAGACUUUCCCUACACGUGUCUGGUUAUGGGGUGCGGAGGGCAGUUCGCGACUCCAGGUGAGCUCCUCUUGCACAAACAGACGCACGGCUAUCAGCUGAGCUACCAGUGCGAGCUCAAGGGCUGCUACGUCACGUUCUCGGAUCUUGGGCAGCUAUACCAUCAUGAAGCACAGCACUUCCGAGACGCGGCGUUCACUUGUACUGCCCCAAAAUGUAAAAAGUUCUAUUUCUCUAAGGCUGCGUUCAGCCAACAUUUAGCUACGCAUGGCAUCCACUUCUCAGAGCGAGACUUCGAAGAACAGAGGAAAGCCAAAAGAGUACGGUUUAAAGCCUCUACAAUUAAUGUGUUGGACAAUCAUCACAUUAAGUCUGAUUGCAGUCCGCCCCAAGAAGGAGACCUCGGCACAUCCGGCAGAACCUCCCCAAUGGAGCCCACAAAAAAGGUGGAGGCCAAAACAACUCUGGUUGCUGUGUGUUUCGACGGGAGCAAAUUCACGUGCGGAUUCGAGAAAUGCGGCAUGACUUUCUCCAGAGCCCGUGAUGUGCAGAGACAUUUGAAAUGCGCCCAUCCAGAGCACCUGAAAAUGGAAAACAAAGAGCAUAAACGCAGCAGGGAUCGAGAUCGAGGCUUCUCAUCCAAGAAAGUGAAAGAUGAGAAAAGGGACAGCGGUAUUAAAGGGCAGGAAGAACCCAAAUUGCUUUGCCUGUCCAGCAAGAUUAGGAAAGAAAAGAAAACCACUGAUUCCAGUUCUGCUUUGAAAGAAAUCAUAAAUAGGCUUUGUAAGCUUGACCUAAACUGCGCUUCCACUCUGAGUGAACCCCCAGAGCUCACUCCAGAAACCCCAAUUGAAUUAAAGCCAGUUUUUGAAAAGAAACCUGACGUUGACAAAGAAAGAGAUGCUAAACGCACACAGGACAAAGGCAAACCCAGACCAUUUGCAUGUAACCUGUGUACUUACAGAGCCACAAAAAAAUGCAACUUGGACCGUCACUACGACGGUCAGCAUCAAAGUGACCAUGUCAUUGAUGCGGUUUCCAUUGAGGAGGUGGAACCCCCUCCAGCCAAGGCAACCCGUUCAAGUCAAAAAAGUAUGGAGCAAAACGCAGAAGAGAAAGGCGACACUGGGGAGACUCAGAACGGCAGAGCUAAACGCUUGCUUGCAAAAGAUAACCUCUGCUAUAUUUUGGAUAAAUUCAGCAAGCCUUUUCACUGUGUGGCAAAAAACUGCGAGGCUGCUUUCUCUGCCCAAGGGGGGCUAGUGCGUCACCUUCAAAUGGUCCAUCAUUACAACAAAUCCCAGCUUAUAUUGGAAAGCGAAUGUGACGAGGGAAGUUCUGAGGUGAAGGACAAAAAGAGGCCCGCACCAAAUUCAGAUGAGCCCCAGCCACAGUACAAAUGUCACUUUGCGAACUGCCACAUGUCCUACCACCUGAAAAGCAGCUUGGCUCGUCACACAAGAGACUGCCACUCGCAACCGGAAGUGACACCCAAAAACGAAAACAGCACAGCCACAGCCCCUGAUGAGGAUGUAACCGAGAAACCUCAGCGUAACGACCACUGUCAAUAUUUCAAAUCUAUGCGCAGAAGCUCCAGAUGUCAGAGGAAACCUGUCGCCAAUAGUAGCCCUCAGAGGCAAGAUCCAGAUCCACAAAACGUUCAAAGUGCUCAGGCAAGUUCCAACACAGAACAAACACAGAAGAUAAAUCAAAAAGAACAAAAUGAAAAUACAAAACAAAAGGGCAAAGUUCCUUUUGUCUUAAAGUCACAGGAAGAGGCCUUGCAAAUGUGCCAAGACUUCUUCCAUGCCGAGGCUUUUCCCUGCAUGAUUCACGCCUGUGACCGUGUGGUUGGUUACCGAUCGAGCCUACGCCGACAUUAUCUACUCGUACAUGAACUGUGCAUCGAUAAAUAUGAAAACGCAGAAAAGGAGCUUCUUUUAAACGCAGAGGAGCUGGAGGUGGCGAUUCAGAGAAAGUCUGUAAGACCCACAAGAGCACCUAGUCCUAAUGCAGUUCGCAAAAUGGAGUACCAGACAGAGCCAGACCACCCAGGGGAGCAGCCUGCACCCGUGAGCUUACAUUGUAUCAGGACAGGGACGCCAGACGAGACCCCUCCAGACUCAAUGGGAUUCCCCAAAGUACAGGAGGAGCAGCCAUCUGUCGAAAGGAACAGUAUACUAGUGGGCGCAGACGACGUGCUCUAUGGAGAACCCAGCACUGAUGAACACGCUAAGGAAACAGCAUCUGCAUAUCUUUCUUACAGACAGAGAAAAAUGUACAGACUGACCACACAUGUGCCACAAGAACUUGGGAAAAUUAUGGAUUCUGAAACGUUUGAGAAAUCUCGUCUUUACCAACUGGAUAAAAGUAACUUUGGCUUUUGGUCUGGGCUCUAUUCUGAGACUGAGGGAACGCUCAUCCUGCUUUUGGGAGGAAUCCCCUUUAUGUGGGCCCUGGCUGGAUCUGUCAUCACCCGCUUUGGACUUGGACCAGAGUACGAGAUCACCCAGUCACUUGUUUUCCUGAUUCUUGCUACAAUAUUCAGUGCUGUUACUGGACUUCCCUGGAGCUUGUAUAGCACAUUUGUCAUUGAGGAGAAACAUGGCUUUAACCAGCAGACGUUGGCGUUCUUUUUCAAGGAUGCUGUCAAGAAGUUUUUUGUUACCCAGUGUAUCCUGAUUCCAGUGACCUCACUUCUGUUGUACAUCAUAAAGAUUGGUGGAGACUACUUUUUUAUUUAUGCCUGGUUAUUUACCUUUGGUGUUUCCCUGAUCCUUGUAACCAUUUAUGCCGAUUAUAUUGCUCCAUUGUUUGACAAGUUCACUCCUCUACCUGAAGGGGAGCUGAAGAAUGACAUUGAAUCUAUGGCCAAAAGUAUCAGCUUCCCUCUCACCAAGGUCUAUGUUGUUGAAGGUUCUAAGCGGUCGUCCCAUAGCAACGCUUAUUUCUAUGGCUUUUUCAAGAACAAACGUAUUGUGCUGUUUGAUACGUUGCUGGAAGACUACUCCCCCCUCAAUAAAUCUGAAGAAUCUGAGACUGAACCCGCAGAAACGAAUGAAGAAGACACAAAAGCAAAGCCGAAGAACAAAAAACAAGGUUGCAACAACUCUGAGAUCCUUGCUGUUUUGGGCCAUGAGCUUGGUCACUGGAAGCUGGGCCACACUGUCAAAAAUAUAGUUAUCAGUCAGAUUAAUUCCUUCUUGUGCUUUUCAUUGUUUGCGGUCAUGAUUGGGAGAAAGGAACUGUUUGUAGCUUUUGGCUUCACUGACUCUCAGCCCACAUUGAUAGGCUUGAUGAUUAUCUUCCAGUUCAUCUUUUCUCCGUACAACGAGCUCCUGUCCUUCUGCUUGACCGUGCUGAGCCGUCGAUUCGAGUUCCAGGCCGACGCUUUUGCCCGGAACAUGGGUAAAACCACUGAGCUCUACUCGGCUCUCAUCAAGCUGAACAAGGACAACCUGGGCUUCCCCGUGGCGGACUGGUUAUACUCCAUGUGGCACUACUCUCACCCACCUCUCCUGGAGCGACUCCGAGCUUUGGGCAGUGUCAAACAGGACUGA